Messenger RNA from Mugil cephalus (flathead mullet), 3242 nucleotides. It is a transcript of the gene hdac12, whose product is annotated as histone deacetylase 12. NCBI's taxonomy places the organism in Eukaryota, Metazoa, Chordata, Actinopteri, Mugiliformes, Mugilidae. Bases 61 to 1161 code for a protein of 366 amino acids. The transcript has 8 exons. The record is from RefSeq and is a predicted model, not a curated record. Gene Ontology annotation, molecular function: histone deacetylase activity.
GCCAACAUCCGUCUCAGGACAUUUGUUGUCGUCGUGGCUCGUGUCAUAACAUCAAGCUGCAUGAAAGUCAACACAGCCAUGCUUUGUUUAAGUAACUGUCCCCGAGGAUUAGUCAUUAGAGACAUGUCGUGCACAAAGCGAAUAUUCUCUAAGAGAUCUCGCGUUAAAGUCGUACCGCUGUUCGGUGCAGCUUUCACCUCCUGCAGAUGUUUGCAUGCAGAACUAGUGAGACAUGAGUCCAAGGGCCUACCAGUCGUCCAUCACAGCAGGUACGUGUGUGACCUGCCACCUAACCACAGGUUCCCCAUGGGCAAGUUUCCACGGGUUUUGCACUUUUUACUCAAAGAUCAAGUCAUCACAGAGGCGCAGGUGUGGGUCCCUGAAAUAGCUUCUAAAGAAUUACUGAGCCGUGUGCACACGGAGGAUUACCUGAGCAACUUCAUAAAUGGGAAAAUAAAUGAGCAAGAACAGAGGAGGACCGGGUUCCCCUGGAGUGAAGGCAUAGUGAGGCGCUGUCGAUAUGAAACGGGUGGGACUGUUCUGGCUGCUGAAGUAGCUCUGCAGCGAGGCCUGGCGUGCAGCACUGCAGGAGGGACCCAUCAUGCUUUUCCCAGCUACGGUUCAGGGUUUUGUCUCCUUAACGACUUGGCAGUUGCAGCCAAAUACCUGGUGGGCGACUCGGCGACCAAAAGGAAGGUCCUGAUUGUGGAUCUAGAUGUGCAUCAGGGCGAUGGCACAGCCCUCAUUUUUAAAGAGGAGCCAUCAGUGUUUACAUUUUCGGUGCAUUGUGGGAAAAACUUCCCCCUCCGUAAACAACAGAGUGAUCUGGAUGUCAGCGUGGACGAUGGGAUGGAAGACAAGGAGUACCUGUCCACAGUGGAGACCCACCUUCCCUGGCUGCUGGAGACCUUUCGUCCAGACCUGGUUCUGUACGACGCCGGUGUCGAUCCUCACUGGGAAGACGAACUUGGGAGGCUCCGUCUGACUGACCAAGGGCUGUAUCAGAGAGAUCUGUACGUGAUGAAGACCGUGGUGAGCAGAGGCGUCCCUGUCGCCACCGUUAUCGGCGGAGGAUACUCAAGAGAUAUCGACAAACUGGCCCUGAGACACUCCAUCGUCCACAGAGCAGCUGCUCAGGUUUGGAGAGAGUGUGGAAUGUGAAACCUUCAACUCUCGACUCAAGAGAAUCUCCAGUGUGUAGAGUGGGAGCCAGGACGCUUCUUGAAACCUGAGCUUCAACAUCUAGGAACGUCUCCACAGACACCACAAAUGUGAAGAGUUCAAUAGGUUCAAAUGCCUUUUUGUUACAUCAUUUAGUAGCAGUUACUUACUUCUUUAAAAACUCCUGAAGAUCUCCACUGAAAUGUCUCCAAUUAUGCCUAUGAGAGUAAUAAAAAACACUUUAAACUUUAAGAAAGGAAACUGGAUUGGUAGAAUUUCUUGAAGAUGUUUUUUGCCACUCAUCCCAGUAGAUUCUUCAAUUCUAAGGAACUGGUGAGAAUUGGAGGUUUAAAUAGAAACAUUUACAGGUGUAGCCCCCUCAACAACAGGGAAGUGUAUAGACAAGUUUCUGAUGGAUACAUACUCAGAUGUUCCUAUUUAAAUCUCAACUUCCUACUAGUCCCUUAGAACUGAGGUUACUCAGAUAAGUGACAAACCAUCUUCUAAAAAAAAAACUACUGGCCCAGUUGCCUUUCUUGAAUUUGCACGUUGGCUAAUGCAUCUUUUAAGACAUACGUCUUCAACAGCGGGUCCACGGAGGUACUGCAGGGGGGUCGCAUCUUUCAAUCAUCUUUGGUUGAUUAGACAUUUUUUAUAUGUUUUUUCCACAACAAAUUGAAAUUAUGUUAAAUACACAUCAACAUGGAUCCAACAUGUUUUAGUGAAGGGAUAAGGGAUAGCUUAAUAUUUAAUGCAAAAUGAUAAUAAUAAUGUAUAUUUAGAAAUAACACUAGUCUAAGCUUAAUAUUAGGGAUGUCCGACAUGGACUUUUUGCCGAUAGCCGAUAUUGUCCAAAUUCUUAAUUUCCGAUUCCUAUAUCAACGGAUAUGGUAUACCGAUAUAUGCAGGCGUUUUUUUUCGCCCAGACUAAGUGUGAGUGAGCAAGCAACCUGUUAGCCACACUAGCUACACUCUGUUUAAGCAAUAUUACCCGAGAGGGUGUGCUUUAGCUUCAUUUGAAAUGUCACCGAAGUGCUCAAAUUAGGUUUAAGCACACCCUCGAGGGUAAUAUUUAGAUUAUACAACAAUUACCAACAAAAGAAAGCGUGUAAUUAAAUAUAUAUUCAUAUUGAUGGACAUUUUGCUCUCAAUUUUGCGAGUGUGCUUCCCGUUUCCAUGGAAAUAAAUGGGGCCUGGCUAAUACCUGGAAAACAACCAAUCACAGCAGUAGACUCUGUGUGUAAUGGAACAGUUUACUACUCCAGCAAGUACCCCGAGCCUUAGUAACGACCUAGCAACGGAGAAACUUUCUAGUACCGCCCAAACUGAAUAAAUAGCGCACACAUAAAGACUAAACUGCUUUAUUAGUUUAGUCUUGUAGUGACUAACAUGUCUGCUGAAAAAUAUAUUUUUCCAUAGACAGACUGACCACCUAAUUUCAAAUUUAUUUUGAAGCCUGCGCCGUAUCAGGGACUCACCAGAACAGCUGACGAUCCAAACAUUUCCAGUAACCCCACAGAGUUGUAAAGUCCAAAAGUCAAAAUGUAUUGAACAAAGAUCGAUGGAAUAAUUUCCAACAUGAACAUCAUGUUUUUAUCUAAUGGAUUAUUCCCCUUCAGUCCAUAUUAGUCCACGUUUAGCCUGUAAAAAAUGUUUUCUCUGCUCUCACUGAGCUACUUGGUCUCCGACGUGCUGCACACAAAUGAGUUACACCUGUAUUAACGAGGCGGUCCAACAGAUUCGUAACACUAUUAAAUAUUUAUUAAAGAAAGCUGAAAUUGUAAAUUCGGAUGUAUUGCUUUAUUUAAGUUGACUUCCAGUGGACUUAUUCGUAUUUGUUUACAUGUUACAGAUUUUCAGGACGUGACAACGUGGAGGUGGCGGAGUGAUAUUUUUUAGUGAUGAGUCAGCCGUGCUGUAAUGGUGAUUUCAGCACGUUCUAAAUGUCUCAUUGACCAAUCAGAUUGCUUGGUUGGAACUACUUGUCGUGUAAUGUUGUUUUGGCUCCAGGUGAGGUUUGAUAAGGUCAUCAAUCGCGCGCCGGUAAAUGUCUCAGGACCCCACAAGCAGCAGGAGCGCGC